AAGUUCGGUCGCUCUGAGCUGCCCAAUGACAAAUGGCUUACCUAAGCCCCUCCUUAUCGCGCCUUGUGGCACCCGUUGGCGACAAAAACUCUGGGGAAAAUUGUUUCUGGCCGCAAAAAGUUUUUGAGCUUGGCGACUGAUAAGGCCUCUGUUUGAUUGAAGUACUGUUGCUCGUCUUGACACCUUGAAUACUGGCUAACGUGAAUAUUCAACAUGGCGGCAUCGAAACCCAAUGCUAACAUGCUGUGGGGCGGCCGUUUCACCGGCGGCCUCGACCCUCUCAUGGUAUCCUACAAUGAGUCGAUUUACUUCGAUCGUGCCAUAUAUGCCCAGGACAUCAAAGGAAGCGUAGCAUAUGCUCGUGCAAACUCCAAGAUUGGAAUCCUCACGGAAGAAGAGUUCAAGACCAUUGAGAAGGGCUUCGGUGAGGUUCUGUCCGAGUGGGAGGACGGCAAGUUCGAGAUCAAACCUGGUGUCGACGAGGACAUUCAUACUGCCAACGAGCGCCGUCUCGGUGAGAUCAUUGGUACUCAGAUAGCCGGAAAGCUUCACACAGGCCGAAGCCGUAACGACCAAGUCGGCACAGGCAUGCGACUUUGGCUAAGGGAUCAGUUGCGUGAGAUGGAGCAACACCUGAUCUCUUUACUCCGUGUUACCACAUCUCGGGCCAAGUCGGAGAUCUCAGCUUUGAUGCCUGGGUACACUCACUUGCAACGGGCUCAGCCGAUUCGAUGGUCCCACUGGCUGUUGAGUUAUGGCACCGUCUUCACAUCUGACCUCGAGCGUCUGAGGGAGGUCAUCAAGCGGGUCAACCGCUCGCCUCUUGGCUCCGGAGCUUUGGUGGGCAACCCCUUCGGCAUUGACCGUGAGGCCAUGGCCAAAGAGCUCGGCUUCGAAGGCAUCAUCAAUAACUCCAUGGCCGCCGUGGCGGAUCGAGACUUUGUGGUUGAAACACUCCAGUGGGCCGCUACGCUGAUGCAACACAUUUCUCGAUGGGCGGAAGAUCUGAUCAUCUAUUCAACGGCCGAGUUUGGUUUUGUCAGACUCGCGGAUGCAUAUUCGACAGGGAGCAGCUUGAUGCCGCAGAAGAAAAAUCCCGACUCUCUCGAGCUGCUUCGAGGAAAGAGUGGUCGGGUUUUCGGAUACAUGGCGGGACUGAUGAUGAGUGUCAAGGGCCUGCCUUCGACGUACAACAAGGACCUGCAAGAGUCCUUCGAGCCUAUGCUUGACGGCGUCAAGACAACGGCCGACUCCAUACAGAUAGCCACUGGCGUUUUGUCGACGUUGUCAAUUGUCCCCGACAAGAUGAAAGCUGCCCUAACCCCGGAUAUGUUAGCCACCGACCUUGCUGACUACCUUGUCCGCAAGGGCGUACCGUUUCGCGAGACUCACCAUAUCAGUGGCAGGGUUGUGGCGUUGGCUGAGAAGGAAAAGAAGCCGAUGGACACACUAAGUCUGCAACAGCUGCAAGGUGUGGACAGCAGGUUCGCUGAGGAUGUCAUGGAGGCUUUCAAUUACGAGAGCAGUGUCGAGAAGAGAACAGUUUUGGGCGGCACCAGCAAGAAGAGCAUCGAGGAACAAAUUGCCAGGAUACAGGAAUUAUUAGAAUGAACAGGAUAUGAGCGCUUCUUCUUUGGUGGAGGUAGAAUAGGAGUUAUGCAAACUGGUAGAGGUUUCCAAAAGUCUUGUUGAAGAAGAUCGUAGAAUUUCGAUACCAUUAUAUGAUGGU
This is a messenger RNA of Exophiala viscosa, 1729 nucleotides long. Its product is annotated as argininosuccinate lyase. The transcript has a single exon. The coding region runs from base 214 to 1611 and encodes 465 amino acids. NCBI's taxonomy places the organism in Eukaryota, Fungi, Ascomycota, Eurotiomycetes, Chaetothyriales, Herpotrichiellaceae. Gene Ontology annotation, molecular function: argininosuccinate lyase activity. Gene Ontology annotation, cellular component: cytosol. The record is from RefSeq and is a predicted model, not a curated record.